CACGAACACUGGAAGUGGGAUUGGGUCCAAAUGUUUUUACUGCUUAAUUUUUAUAAUUAGAACAUAUUUAUUUAUUGUGUUUACAAAUUUUAAAUCAAUUAAUCAUUCUUAAAAAUAAUUAUAUAAGAUGGCAGCUCAAGUAGAAAACCAAGAUUCAGAAUUAUUGGAUAUGGAGAAAUACUAUGAAAAUUAUAUACUUAUUGAUAUUGGUGCUAAUUUAACUAAUAAAAAGUAUGGUAGAGAUUUAGAUUCUGUUGUACAAAGGGCUAAAGAUUCGGGAGUUAGAAAAAUUAUGGUAACAGGGACAUCAGUAAAAGCCAGCAAGGAAGCCUUAAGGUUAACUAGAAUAUAUCCAGAUACUCUAUACUCUACAGCAGGGAUACAUCCACAUGAUGCCAAAUCGUAUACAGAUGAAUCUUGGGAUGAAUUAAGGCUAAUAGCUAGCAAUGCAGAAUGUGUAGCUGUAGGAGAAUGUGGAUUGGACUACAACAGGAAUUUCUCAGAUCCAGAAGAUCAAAAACUAGUAUUCAGAAAACAUAUUGAAUUAGCUAUCGAAAUAAACAAACCUGUAUUUGUUCACGAACGAGAUGCUCACGAUGACUUAUUGAAAGUUUUAGACGAAUUUAGCGCCAAACUACCUCCAGUUGUGAUACAUUGCUUUACCGGUACUUUAGAGCAAGCCCUAGCGUAUCUAGAUAAAGGGUUUUACAUAGGAUUAACAGGCUACCUAUGUAAAGACAAAUCAGAUGUUGGGGUACGAAAGCUCUUAGAAUCCGGUUCUUUGCCUUUAGAUCGACUAGUAGUUGAAACAGAUUCACCUUUUAUGUAUCCUAAUACACGUGCUUCGAAAUUGCCAGAUCAUGUUAAAGACAGCUUAACGGAGAGAUCGAUGAUGUUCCUCCAUCGCUACUGCACUUUCCAACGAAACGAACCUUGUUCACUACCUGCAAUUGUCGAAAUGAUAGCAGCUUUUAUGAAAAAGAAGCCCGAAGAGGUUGCUCUAGCGACUUCAUUUAAUUCGAUGAAAUUGUUUGGCCUAUCGUAACUGUCUCAACGAAAGCCAAUAUAAACCUUAUUUAUGUUGUGCUGAAAAUUUUAUAUUCAGCCCUAUUUCAAAGUUACUUUUAUUGGAAUGACAUUUUUGCAACUCGUCAACAAAACGUACAACCAAAUUUUCAUAAAUGUGUACUAUAAAAUUUGACUGGAAUAAGGCUGACUAGUUGUUAAUGUUGAUAAAAUGAAUUGUUGCCAUUAUAUAUUUUUCUUGCUAUUUUAAGGAUAUAUUUAUACAGAGAUAUAUUUUUAUUAUAUAUUAGAUAGUAAUAUUGUAUUUUUUGUGCAAUUUUAUGUGUAUUUUUUACACAGUGUUGCUUGCUUAUAUAUCUAGGAUCGGCAGACCAAAUAUGUAUCUUAUAAACUGAUAAAGUUUUAAGGAACCUGAAAUUAACCUUCCAGCGGGCGCGCCCUUUAGUUUUACAUGAGAAGACGCGUGUCGUAAAUUUACGUCAUUUUGUAAAUAAUGUGUUCUUUAAAUAACGUUGGGAAAUUGUUACCAGGAUAUAAAAAAUUAUAUUUUACGAUAUUUUAAACUAAUAUUUUUUAUAAUUGAUGGAUUCGACCGUUACUUGAUGGAAGUUCAUUUUAUCUAACAAUAAAACACUGAAAACGUUUGUUUUCUAUACUUUCACAAAAUUUAUUACAACUAUGUGACUACAGCUGUUUCGGCAGAGUGCCUUUGUCAAGUGAUUUAGAUUACUAUGGGUUUGCCUUUUUAAAGUCUAUAACUGAAGAGGUUGAGGGGUGGGGAGCUGUUUUUCUCGAGUUGGUCAUUCAGAAUUAUAUCUUUAUUUUUCAAUUUAUUAAUUUUCAUAGAUUCUAAUAAAGAUAGCUUAAGGCCUUUAUUUUGAAUAUGCAGAAUUUGAAACUGUUCAUUAAAAGAAUGAUUAUGAUCUAGAAGGUGAAGUGCGUAUGUAGAAGUGUCUGUUUUUCUAUUGUUGAAAGCCCUUUUGUGUUCUGCUAUCCGUUUGUCAAAGGUUCUGCCAGUUUGACCGAUAUAAAUUUUCGGACAGUCACCACAAGUUAGUUUGUAAACACCACUCUGCAGUUGUUUUCUCUUUCGGCCCUUAUUGUUCUUAAUAUAUUUGCUUAAGUUGUUGUUAGUUCUGUUAGCUGGUGUUAUUCCUUUCUUUUUUAUGUAUCUGGCUAUCUUUGUUGUUAUCUUGCCAGUAUAUGUGAUAGAGCAGAAGGUACUGGGUUCUUUCUGUGGUGGUGGAUAGACUAAUUUCAGGGCUUUCUUAUGGAGUUUUUGGUUUAAAAUGUUGUUAAUUGUUUGUUCGUUAUAGCCAUUGUUUACUGCUAUUUGUUUAAUGAUGUUCAGUUAUAUCUGUUCUGUCAAAAAAUAACUUCGAGAUCUACUAAAAUAGUAGAUCAGAUGUAGGAAAAAGAAUAGUAAAGGCACAACAUGCAUAUAACUCAUUAAAGAAAAUCUGGAACACACGCGAUAUAUUAGAAUUAACCAAAAUCAAAAUAUUUAACAGCUGUAUUAAGAGUAUAUUAUUGUAGAGCGCAGAAUCUUGGAGACAGGAAGAGACAACUACUAAAAAAUUACAAACCUUUAUAAAUAAAUCGUUGAGAAAAAUCCUGAAAAUAUACUGGCCGAAUAAAAUAACAAACAUAGAUCUACGGAGAAGAACAAAACAAGAGAAAAUAACAGUCACGAAGAAGGAAAUGGAAAUGGAUUGGACAUACUCUAAGGAAGGACCGAAAUAAUAUAACCAGACAAGCACUCGAAUACCAAACAGACGGAAGAAGAUGAAGAGGAAGGCCCGAUAAUAGCUGAAGAAGAACUGUAACAAGAGAUCAUGAAAGAAUUGAUCUGAGAUGUAGAGAAGUCAAACACACAGAGAGAGAGAGAGAGAGAGAGAGAGAGAGAGAGAGAGAGAGAGAGAGAGAGAGAGAAAUACAGAGGAAUGGAAAAGACUUGCAGAGGAAAUCUCGAAAGAAUUAAACAGAAGAGGAUGCGCAGAUCCAGCCAAUCAGUCAUCUUUCACUUUUGGCUAAGAAACGUAAGAGCGCCUAAUACUCCAUGAGGAGACUAUGAGUCAGAAUCAACAUUCUCAUCCCUACAAUAACUGCAAACCACCUUAAUGGCAGAAUGUUUCUUGCAUGUAAAUGACUGAGAACGGCAACACUUCAUUGAGGCUGAGGAUUUUUUCUUCUCCAUUACCCAUUGCCGGCAUAUACCGCGCUUUAGAGGAUUUCUAUUUGGUUCUUCUUCGGUAGAUUCAACCUUCCGACCAUGUGACCAGGCGCGGAUCUAGAAAUUCAUAAUAGGGGGGGGGGGGCAGACUUACCUCAAAUACAGCGAUGCCACAGCUACCGAAUACCUGUCAGCGUCAUCUGGCAAUUGAAAGAUAAAGUUUUUCAAUCCUAAUAGCAACAUCAAUAAUAUUGAAAAAUAUUAAAAAUAUUACUAAAAGAUUUUUAAAUUGAAAACUUAUUGGUACAUUUCCCUGGUGACACCUCCAAGGCUUCUACAAUUUACAAGCCAAAUGGAUGCUGCAUUGAAGACAAAAGGGAAGGAAUUCUACACUAUGCAAUUCACAACCCCCGUCUUCCGACGUCUUCCAAAAUCCAUUUGGCUUGUAAAUUGUAGAAUCCUUGGAGGUGUCACCAGGGAAAUGUACCAAUAAGUUUUCAAUUUAAAAAUCUUUUAGUAAUAUUUUUAAUAUUUUUCAAUAUUAUUGAUGUUGCUAUUAGGAUUGAAAAACUUUAUCUUUCAAUUGCCAGAUGACGCUAGUCACCUAAUCCAUUCACGUCAGUUGCAGUGUGGGACUAAUAUGUGUCGAAAAAUUUACUGGAUUAGAGAAAGCAACCUAUGCAUUCUCUGAAGAGCCUCUAACAAGAGGUGAAAUCGUCGAUAAGAGUGCUGGUUGCGCUCUCUAAUCUAAGUAAAAAUUAAGACAUUUUUGGCCUCGCAUUGCAACUUAUAUACUUAUAGACUAAAUACAAUAGGAGGGUCCAUGGACCCGUUGACCCCCCUGUAUCCGCGCCCGCAUGUGACCUUAAGUGAGGAAAGCACUUAAAUAUUGAGCUAAAUGUCUUAAGGUUUGAUCUGAAGAUCUCUUUUGUUAGGCUUAAUACCACAUUUUUCAGGAAAACUCUCCGAUAUUUAGGAGCCUCGGCAGGACAGGCCAAUUUGUAUAAGAUUUGAGCAUUUUUACCUUCCACUAUUUAUCAGAUUGUAGAAAGUUACACACGGUCAUAUCUUUGUUAUCCUAGAGGCCGAGUAAGCGGCUCACAUUUUGUGUACAGUCUUUACUCCACCUUUCGUUUCAUUGUAAUUUAGUAUCACUUGAGGCUUUUUAGUGCCGGGAUCCAUUUUUCAGGAUGUCGAUAUCAAACGUCUGUACGUACAUCCAAUAAAUUGUGAAUUUAGGAACAUACUGAACCUCACAAAUUCAGAACCUCGACACGAUAGACUCUGUGAUAUGAAGGGGAGGGGGUCCGAUCACGUGUUUUUGUCGUAAAAUUUACGACAGCGCGUCCGCUCGAAGUUUAAUAUAGAAAAACAUAUCGUACAUACUAGGAAUUUGAAACUGUUGAAUUUUUAUGAGAGUCUAGAUACAAUCUAUGAACACAAUUGCAGUUAACCCAUUCGCUGCCUAUCAAAGAGAAUGGAACUCGACUAGAAGUCAUUCUGUUGAACGGCACCUGACUGAAGUAACCAUAUGCAACAUCGGCAGCAAAUGGGUUAAUAAAAAAAUAUAUUGUUCCUUUUGAUUGACUGCAACUUUAUGUAAAAGCUGCUUUAAGAUUUUUAAUUAUGUAAAACGUGCGUUUUUCCUUCAUGCUUUUAUGUAAAUGUCAACCUAGAUAUAUUUUAAGGUAUUACGUUACAUGUGCAUUUUAAAAUUAUAAAUUAAUAUUUAAAAGCAAUUGGGCUCAAAAAAUGUAUUGUCAUAAAAGCUAUUUAAAUACGUUUAAAGACAAAAUAUAGCAAUUAAUGAUGAUUACAGUUAGACGAAGCAACGAAGCACUAAAAAGCCCAAAACCUAGGAAUUUUGUGCAGUAAGAUGAAUCGUCAUGCAACUUUUUGCAUUCAGUUCGAGAGAGUGUCAGGCAAUUUUGUGAACUAAAUUGAUCUCCGGCAAAAAAAUUUGUGCACGAGAAAAUGCAUUUUCAAAGUGCAUCUCGAAGAGAUGGAAAAUGAAAAAUUUAGAACUCAGGAAAUAUUGACGGAAAUGAGUUCAAUUUUUAUAUUUGGGGGGUUUUGGAAGUCAGUGAACACAAAUUUCAUGACGGCGAUGGUCUUCGAGGUACCUGGUACCCAAGGUGGAGCUCGUCGCCUGGAACGAUCAAAUAAUUCGCGAAAUGAAGAUUGGAUCGAAAAACUGAAAAAUACGCGUUUAAUAUUUUUCAAAAAUCUAUCGAAUGACACUAAAGACGACCCCCCACUCCAUCCCCUGGAGGUGGGGUAAGAGUAACUUUAAAAUCUUAAACGGAAACGCUCAUUUGUUAUUACAGAUUUGGAUUGCUUACCUAAAAAUAAGCAACUUUUAUUCGAGAAAUUUUUUCGAAUUGUGGAUAGAUAUGAUGGAUACGAUAGGUAAAUUAUAGAAACGGUCUAAUAUCUCGAAAAAUACACUUCCAAAUAAAAGACCAAAAAAUACGUAUUUAAUAUUUUUCUAGAACCUAUCGAAUAACAUGAAACACGACUCUCCACUCCAUCCCCUGGAGGUGGGGUGGGGGUUAACUUUAAAAUCUUAAAUAGGAAUCUUCAUGUUUUAUUGCAGAUUUGGAUUUCUCAUGAAAAAAUAAGUAAUAUUUAUUCGAAACAUUUUUUAGAAUCGUUAAUAGAUGGCGCUAAUAAAUAGUGUUUUUCCGAUUAUAGCGCCAUCUAUCUAUAAUUCGAAAAAAUGUCUCGAAUAAAAGUUACUUAUUUUUACGUAAGGAAUCCAAAUCUGCAAUAAAAAAUGGGGGCUCCUAUUUAAGAUUUUAAAGUUACACCCCACCCCACCUCCAAGGGGUGGAGUGGAGGGUCGUGUUUUAUGUUAUUCGAUAGGUUCUUAAAAAAUAUAUAAGACGUAUUUUUUGGUUUUUUAUUUGAAAGUGUAUUUCUCGAGAUAUUAGACCGUUUCUAUAAUUUACCUAUAGCGCCAUCUAUCCACAAUUCUAAAAAUGUCUCGAACAAGAGUUGCUUACUUUUACGUAAGCAAUCAAAAUUUGCAAUAACAAAUGGGGUUUCUAUUUAAGAUUUUAAAGUUACCCCCACCCCACCUCCAGUAAGUGGAGUGGGGUGCUCGUGUUUAGUGUCAUUCGAUAGAUUUUUGAAAAAUAUUGAACACUUAUUUUUCAAUUUUUCGAUCCAAUCUUCAUUUCGCGAAUUAUUCGAUCGUCCCGCGAAUUAUUCGGUUGUCCCAGGCGACGAGUUUCUCCCUGGGCACCAGGUACCUUGGAGACCAUCGCCGUCAUGAAAUUCGUGUUCAGUUACCUCCAAAACCCCCAAGUAUACAAAUUGAACUCAUUUCCGUCAAUAUUUUUUGAGUCCUAAAUUUUUUAUUUUCCAUCUCUUCGAGAUGCACCUUAAAGAUGGUUUUUCUCAUGCACAAAAAUUUUUGCCGGAGAUCAAUUUAGUUCACAAAAUUGUCUGACACUCUCACGAAUCGAAUGCAAAAAGUUGCAUGACGAUUCAUCUUACUGCACAAAAUUCCUAGGUUUAAUGCUUCGUUGCCUCGUCUAAGUGAUCAGUUAUCGGGUUUCAUAGGUAUCUUAGGUAAGCCAUUAUUUGACCAAUGCAUUCUUCCUAUUAUGACAUACGGAGCAGAAACUCUCAUACUGACAAAAACAACAGCACUAAAAAUGCGAGUGGCACAAAGGCGCAUGGAAAGAUUGAUUCUCGGCGAGACAAAAAAGACAAAAUAAGGAACCAAGACCUAAGGAAAAGAACAGGUGUCACUGAUGUCGUCGAACGUAUAGCCAAGCUGAAACUGAAUUGGGUAGGUCACGUAGCGAGACUAAAAGACUCAAGAUGGACCAGAAAACUAAUUUGACUGGCGCCCAAGAGAAGACAAACGCAGCAGAGGACGACCAUCAAACCGUAAGGUCUGGCGCAUAUUGAACCUAAGCGAGUCACAACCUGCGCUGGUGGGACCGGUGACCUGUGCAGUUAUUUUUCUAGCGUGGCGCAUAUUGAUCACAAGCCAACCCGACCGUCGACUGUCGCCGUAACGAGUAGAGACGGGCAAAAUAAGUGCAAACGUGUAACGGUUACUAUUGAUACCGGUUCUCAGUGGUACUGAGUACAAAUACUGAUUACAAAAUACUGAUGUAUCUGAUCCUUGUACUGAAUUGAGUAGGCAACUAAAAAACGGUAGUUCCGUACAUGUAACUAGUAACGUUUUAAAAAUAUCUUACACGUCCCUAGUAGUCGUAGCGGUAUGACUUUCGAAAACAUCGAAUUUGAUCAUAAGUGACUGCAGAAAAAGAUAUCUUACACUGAGUAUUCUAUUUCUACAUACCUUUAUAAUAACAAGCAUAAGUUAAACACUGCAUUGAUUGUGAUUGCAAAAACGGUUCGCAUGUUUUAAAUAAGAUUUUUGCCGAUUAUGUUUUUGCUAAAAUAUUAUAUAACACAAAAAAUACAAUUCACAACCAUCAUUUAAUUUUUAACGAUAAACAAAAGUCUAAUAAAUAUAUGAUGCCAAGUUUAAAAUUGAUCGACUUUGUCGAUAACAGUGUCAUUAAUAGAUAUUUUUUACCAUGAAUCAUUUUCCAAUGAUUGUGUGGAUUUAGAAAUACAUACUAAACAAUUUUUUGAUCUGUAUAAAGGAGAUUAUAAUUAUGACACAUUAUGGUACUCCUUAUUUUUCAAAUAAUAUGCUCUUGUAAACGCAUAACUUUGAUUUAUUGGCUAAAGCCACACUAACUACAGAGCCGUGCGGUACAUCUUUUUAAUAUGAUGCAAGUCUUCGAAAUGCCGCCUCUUGCGUAUUACAGAAACUUAACUUUUAUUUUUAUUAAAUGAACAUACACAAAAUGAAGGACAUCUUUUAUUUUAAAAGCAAAACAUACUUUAUAGACCUGGAUCCGGCAAACUGAAAAUUUGUUAGUAGCUUAACGGUGUCUAUUCGGACAAACUUUUAUGUACAGGAACACUGGAACAGGGGAAGGUUUAAUAGUGGAACAGUUUAAAAAUUUGGAACGUCACAUUACGAAAACGUCCCAUGUAUUUUGUCGGACAGAACAAAACAUCGAUUUGUUACCCUUUCAUUAAACUCUCAUGCAAAAAUCAGACUGCUAUUACUAACAAACAUGAUUCCUGUUAUUUGACAUGUUCUUCCUGUUUCACUCAUUAAAAUUCCCAGUUAGUGAUAAACACCAGUCUAAUUUUUCCAUGAGAGUUUAAUGAAAUGGUAACAAAUCAAUUGGAAGUUCUGUCCGAGAAAAUAUAUGGAACGUUUUUGUAGUCUGACGUUCCAAAUUUUUAACCUGUUCCACAAUUAAAACUUCCCCUGUUUCAGUGUUCCCGUACAUCAAAGUUUGUCUGACGAGACACCGUUAAGCUAUUAACAAAUUUUCAGCUUGCUAUUAAUCAACUUUUUGUUGGUACGCGGGAUCCAGGCCUAGAAAUACUAUGUCACAAAUGAUGGCGUAAUCCCUUUUCUAUAGGUAUAAAAAUUUUGUAAAUAUCAUUCAUUUCUUAAAUCUACACAACAUUAUCAUUAAAAAUGAUCCAUUACUAAAAACCGUUAAGCAUAUCUGUGAAUAUCGCAUAACCCUCAAAUAAAAUGUGUCAUCAUACCGGGCUUGUUCAUGCUUAAAAAUAAAAUAUGUAGACAAGAUAUAAAUAUAUGUAAUAGGUAAGCAGUUUUUGCAACGACAAUCCAAUCACAAUCAGUGUUGUUUAUAAUAAUAGUAAUUCCGAACGAGUUCUAUUAGCUUUUCUACGUCCAUCUCGAAAACAAAACCGCAACUUAGAAUUGAGUCAUCCCACGACACCAGAAAACUGUACGCCGAUGACAAACGUUCGCAUGGCUAGACCUGGCACCGUAUUGACUGAUAUUAUGAUGCGCAGAACUCUCUACGCAACUCGCAGGUGCCAGGUUGUGUUCGCUUAGGAUCAAUUUGCGCCGGGACUAAAUGAUUUCAUGUUAAGAUGAUCAAAUUAAAAAUUGCAUAACACCACAAAAAAAUAUCUGUCUUCAGCACUGCUCGCGUUUGAUAUGCAGGGUAGGAACUACAACCGAUAAACAGAUAUAGCAUAUACAUUGCGUUCAGAAAAUAUCCCGACAAACGAAGACCGGAGAGUCCUCAGAUAAUUUUAAGACAAUUGAACUCAAGUCAUCUAGCCCGAAAAUGCUUCCUAAGGGAGCCAAAGCUCUUAGAUGAUGGCGUCUUGUAAUUAGUUUCUUCUAAAUAACUCUAGAACGCUUCUAUUAAGAAAAACGAAAACUGGUACGCCUAUUUACAUACCAGUGUAAUAUUAAGCGUUUUUCCAGCCAUUUUUCUUGUAUUGUAAGGCUAAGUAAAUGGUAUUUAGGUUCUCUAAUUAUAUGGCCAAAGUAUUCUGAUUUUCUCAUCUUUAUGAUGUUUAUGGGCAGACGUUCUAAAUUCAUCAUUUUAAGGACGAGAGUAGGCUAAGUUGAGCCAAUAAUAGUGAGAGGUAGUUUUGCUCUAUUAUUUUUAAUGCGCUUUAAAUGUUAUUUUCUCCGCUCUCGUCUAAAUCAACAUUAAUUGUUAUAUUUCGUUCAUUUGUUAUAAUACCAAUUUUUAUAGUGCGCACCUAUUUGUGAGCACUAAAAUGUGAACCAAUUUUAAUAGAAAGACACUAUAUUCUUGCUGUACUGUUCCUCAAAAACUUGCCUUAGGUUAAGUCGCUUGGGUAAAUCAAGAUCUUACUUGGUAAUAAUAACUGAGUCUAGUAUCUUACGCAAUGAAAUUUAGUUUUUAAUAAAAACGAUGUUAUCAUAAAAUAGUUUUAAUAUUUUUCUAAAGAACAAAAUAUGGAAGAUUUUAAAUAAAAAUAUUUUGUGCAAAA
Messenger RNA from Diabrotica virgifera virgifera (western corn rootworm), 10039 nucleotides. Its product is annotated as 3'-5' ssDNA/RNA exonuclease TatD. Gene Ontology annotation, molecular function: single-stranded DNA 3'-5' DNA exonuclease activity. Lineage: Eukaryota; Metazoa; Arthropoda; Insecta; Coleoptera; Chrysomelidae. The transcript is spliced from 7 exons. Gene Ontology annotation, cellular component: cytosol. The record is from RefSeq and is a predicted model, not a curated record. Bases 128 to 1045 code for a protein of 305 amino acids.